This is a messenger RNA of Stylophora pistillata, 711 nucleotides long. Its product is annotated as ankyrin repeat domain-containing protein 17-like. Lineage: Eukaryota; Metazoa; Cnidaria; Anthozoa; Scleractinia; Pocilloporidae. The record is from RefSeq and is a predicted model, not a curated record.
AUGGCUGAUAAACUAUCCACCACUAAUUGUGUAACCAAAGUUUAUCAAGCUGCUCGUGACGGUUUUUCUGACCUGAUAUAUAUCUUAAAUCAUCUGAACACAGAAGAAAGAAAAACAGCCUUGGAGACAAAGACAAAAGAUGGCGAACUCAUCGCCACUGCUCUCAUCAUCGCUGCUUCUCAUGGACACCUGGCUUCCGUAAGGAUUCUUCUACACUACAAUGCAGAAAUUGAAGCUCGAUUAAAUCGAAAGAUUGGAAACAAAAUGUUUGAAGGUCUGACACCUUUGUGGUCCGUUGCCUUUUCAGGUUAUCUUGAUGUUGUGAAACUGUUACUCAAACAAAGUGUAGAAAUAGAAGUUCGAGCAACUCGAAAGACUGGAGACGAAAUUUUCGAAGACAUUGAAGUGCGAGCAACUCGAAAGACUGGAGACGAAAUUUGGGAGGGUUUGACACCGUUGUGGUCCGCUGCUAUUGUAGGUCAUCUUGAUGUUGUGAAACUGUUAAUCGAACAAAAUGCAGACUUUGAAGCGCGAGCAACUCGAAAGACUGGAGACGAAACUUGGGAGGGUUUGACACCUUUGUGGUACGCUGCUUUUUCGGGUCAUCUCGACGUUAUGAAAGUGUUGAUCAAACAAGAAGCAGACAUCGAAGCUCGAGCAACUAUAAAGACUGGAGACGAAAUUUGGGAGGGUUUGACACCUUUAUGGUGA